This is a messenger RNA of Saprolegnia parasitica CBS 223.65, 255 nucleotides long. RefSeq lists its product as hypothetical. The record is from RefSeq and is a predicted model, not a curated record. The annotation marks the transcript as partial. Lineage: Eukaryota; Oomycota; Saprolegniomycetes; Saprolegniales; Saprolegniaceae. The transcript has a single exon.
AUGCUCGGGAUCGAAGCGUCGGACCACCCGUGGCUGCACCUGCUCGCAGGCGUCGCCGUUGGUCUCGCCGCGUGUCUCGCCGCCUACGGUCUCUAUGAGCUCUACCGCCGCUGCAAGCGCCGGCCCAAGCCCAUCAAUCGGUACGAGUCGAGUCACUUGCUCGCCCGCGCCGACAUGGACUGGCCCGCGCUCAUGCCCGACGUCGCGCAAUCGUAUCUCUCGCCGAUCCCGGAAGAGCGGCUCAACGAAGACCUC